AUGAAUCGAAGUUUUAGGGCACAAGAGUCGUCACGGUUGCUGGAUUCAGCAGCGAGGCAGAGGCAACAGCUUAGGGCUUCUAUGAUGGCUGAGAAAGACGAAGAGCUCUCUUUGUUUCUUGAGAUGAGACGGCGUGAGAAGGAGCAGGAUAGUCUCCUUCUCAACAACAACCCUGAUGAGUUUGAGUCUCCAUUAGGUUCAAAGCCUGGGACUUCACCGGUGUUUAACAUCUCAAGCGGUGCUGCUCCAGCACGGAAGACAGGUCCUCCUGAUGAUUUUCUCAACUCUGAAGGCGACAAAAAUGACUAUGAAUGGCUUCUGACACCUCCAGGUACUCCUCUAUUUCCCUCGCUGGAGAUGGAAUCACAUAGGACUAUGAUGAAUCAGAAUGGUGAUUCAAAGGGUCGCCCUGCUGCAUUGACUUCUAGGCUGGCGAAUUCAUCAUCAGAGCCUGCUGCAAGGAACCAUCUAACAUCUAGACAACCACCAACUUCCUCUUCUAAUGGAACAACUCGGAGACCUUCAUCAUCUGGAGGACCUGGUUCAAGACCCGCAUCAGCUGGAGGACCUGGAUCAAGACCCGCCACACCCACUGGAAGAUCAUCAACACUUACAACAACUAACUCAAAAUCCUCCUCAAGGCCUUCCACACCAACCUCACGAACCACCACCGUCUCCUCAACUACUCGACCUUCUCUGACUAACUCCAGAUCCACUAAGCCUACGCCUCCUAUGAGUAGGUCAACAAGUUCAUCUAGGCUCACACCUAGUGCAUCUAAACCAACUACUAGGCCUGCUGGUUCAACAACUAGAUCCACCACUAGCACCGCCACCACAAGAUCUGCAGGUCCUUCAAGAUCCACCACACCUCUCUCAAGAUCCACCGCUAGAUCUUCAACACCAACUUCUUCAAGACCCACACUCCCUCCUCCUAAAACCAUAUCAAGAUCAUCCACACCAACUCGCCGUCCUCCGAGUGCUGCAACCACUACUACAUCAAAGCCAUCUCAAAUCAAACCUUCUUCUCCAGCUGCAAAGCCAACACCAUCUAAAACCACUCCCGCUGCUGCAUCACGUGCUCCUUCUCCCACAGUGAGGUCAAGGCCAUGGAAGCCAUCAGACAUGCCUGGCUUCUCACUAGAGACUCCUCCGAAUCUAAGAACAACAUUACCGGAAAGGCCACUCUCGGCGACAAGAGGCAGGCCAGGAGCUCCAAGCCCUCGCUCUAAUUCAGUUGAGCCAGCGGGAGGAGGAAGAGCGAGGAGGCAGUCAUGUUCACCGUCAAGAGGAAGAGCGCCGAUGCACGCUAGCGGCAGCUCGGUUCCUGCGGUUAACCGUGGAUAUUCAAAAGCUAAUGAUAAUGUUAGUCCUGUGCUGAUGGGAGCAAAGAUGGUGGAGAGAGUCAUAAACAUGCGGAAGCUGGCUCCUCCUAGAUCAGAUGAAAAGGGCUCUCCUCAUGGUAACUUGUCUGCAAAGUCCUCGUCGCCGGAUAGUGCUGGAUUUGGAAGAACACUCUCCAAGAAGUCUCUUGACAUGGCCAUAAGACACAUGGAUAUACGGAGGACCAUACCAGGGAAUCUGAGACCUUUAAUGACAAACAUUCCAGCAUCAUCAAUGUACAGUGUGAGAUCUGGACAUACUCGUGGCAGACCGAUGAAUGUUUCAGACUCUCCACUAGCGACAAGCAGCAACGCAAGCUCAGAGAUCAGUGUCUACAACAACAAUGGCGUUUGCUUAGAAGCAGCUAGCGAGAAGGAAGAUGACGCUGGUAGCGAGAGAGGUUGCAGGUCUCCUCCUGCUAGCUUACAAGGGAGAUAGAUGAAAGAAAUGAAGAAAUUUGUUAAACCGUUGACAUUUGAGAUCCUCUUUGUCUUUAUUAUUAUUAUUAUUGUGAGUUGUCUUUCACACGAUAUGUGAUGUAGCGUCAGUACUUUCUAACCUGAAGUCGCCUCUAUGGUAUUGUUAUCUGAGAUAAUUUAACCACUUUUUAAUGA
This is a messenger RNA of Brassica oleracea var. oleracea, 1994 nucleotides long. RefSeq names its product endochitinase A-like. NCBI's taxonomy places the organism in Eukaryota, Viridiplantae, Streptophyta, Magnoliopsida, Brassicales, Brassicaceae. The coding region runs from base 1 to 1818 and encodes 605 amino acids. The transcript is spliced from 5 exons. Gene Ontology annotation, biological process: cortical microtubule organization. The record is from RefSeq and is a predicted model, not a curated record. Gene Ontology annotation, cellular component: cortical microtubule.